This is a messenger RNA of Colletotrichum graminicola M1.001, 2100 nucleotides long. Its product is annotated as LysM domain-containing protein. The coding region runs from base 1 to 2100 and encodes 699 amino acids. Lineage: Eukaryota; Fungi; Ascomycota; Sordariomycetes; Glomerellales; Glomerellaceae. The transcript is spliced from 4 exons. The record is from RefSeq and is a predicted model, not a curated record.
AUGGCACUUUUGCCGUUUGCCUUGGGCAAGUUGGGUUUCCAACUAUAUCCACUCAUUCCUACUCAGCCCAUGGCCGAGAUGCUCGGCGUCAGUGAGAACUGCGUCAAGGCGCUGAACACUACGUUGCCGUGUGAUGAUGACCUCUUCAGGUGGACUGUCAAGGUCGACGACGUCUACUGGACUGAGCAAGACGUCAGCACCCUUUGCGUCCCGGACUGUCAAGCCGACGCCCGGACAUGGACGGAGACCGUCGCCUCCGCCUGCUCCGAGGACUGGCUCGUCGUCGGCGACCGCGCCGUGCCGGCCGAGACUCUAAGUCUCCGGUUCGUCGAAGGCCUGGAGAUGGCCUGCUUGCGCGACACAGGCAGCCAGUGGUGUCUCCCCGCGUCCUACAACUGGACCGGCUCGGACGUCGUGCAGGUCGACUGCGCCGCAAACCCCGCCGACCCGUGGUGCAUCAACCCGGCCAACGUGUCUGCUGAGAACAGCCGCAUCUCCACCCUCUAUGACGACGACCUCUUGUGCUCCGAGUGUUUCCUCAACAUGAUGUACCGCAGGGUGACCUCGGAGUUCCUCCCGGACACUGACCACUCUGACUACCUCGUCAGCGAGUUCCAGGACAUCCAGUCUGUCUGUCAGACGAGCGUCGGCCCCCUGGCGACGCGCGCCGUCCCGCUGUAUCCCUACGCAUCGGAGCUGCAAGAGCUCAACGAAACGGCGCCGGAGCCGACAGGUACCCCGUCCACCGGGGCACCCAUCGUUGGAGAUGACGGUCUUCCCUGGGACCCGGAAGAAGACCCCGAUGAUCCCGGCAUCGACGAGGAGAUUCCCGACGGCGAAGAGGACCCCGAUGAAGCCGAGCCGGAGCCGGAGCCCGCCGAGCCCGUCGUGCCCACCAACUGCACCGCACGUGCUGUCGAUGUCCGGUACGCAAGCCUGGACGGUAUCGAGGCGUGCAACGAGCUCGGCGAGGAGUAUGGCGUCGCGACGGGCCAGCUCAUGUACGCAACCGGCGCAGACGAUUGUUACUCGUACGACUUUGUCUGCGUACCGGAGGCCUGUCAGCUGCUCCGCGUCAAUGCCGGGGACACUUGCGAGACUAUUUCGAAAGCCAUCUCCAACGACACAGAUCCAGUAAGCGUGGCACAGCUCAUGACUUGGAACCCCAACCUCAUGGGUGCUUGCGACUUCCUGGCCGAGAGCCAGUACAUCUGCAUCUCACGACCUGGCGGCACCUGGGUCAAGCCCCCCGAUGCAGAUAUCCCCGAGAACUCGAACGGACCAGUCCGCGGUGGUCCGGGAAGUACCGAGACCCUCCCCAUCGUCACGGACCCCUCCACCGUCCCGGACGACCGCAAGCAAGAGGGCAUCCCGGCCAACUGCAACCGGUUCGUCAAGGCGGACAACACAGCUGCCUCGUGCUGGAAGAUCGGCAACGACGCCAAAAUCACCCAGACGCGGCUGUGGGAGCUGAACCCGGCCCUCGGUGCCAACGGUGAGCACUGCGGCACCCAAAUCUGGCUCGACUACUACUACUGCGUCGGCACGGCCGAGGACGGCACCACCACCCCGACGUCUACGCAGAGCGGCCCCGCCACGACCGCCUCGGCGACGGCCUCGUCGGUGCCUAAGCCGACGCCGCAGCACGAGGGCACCGACCCCACCUGCAACAAGUGGACGCAGGCGGGCGAUGGUGCCGGGUGCUGGCAGCUCGCCACGGACGCGGGCGUCGACCUCGCCCUCUUCUACAAGUGGAACCCCGUCCUGGGCGCCGACGGCGAGAACUGCGGCAGCAUGAUCUGGCCGACGUACUACUACUGCGUCGGCGUCUCAUCCGCCGCCGUGACACCCACUACCACAGUGGCACCCCCGGCGACGACGACGGCCCCGGCCAAGCCCACCAACACGCAGGCCGGGAUCCCGGCCAACUGCAGCCGAUUCGCGCAGGCCGGAGACGGCGCGUCGUGCUGGCAGCUCGCAAGUGACAACGGCAUCGACCUGUCGGUCCUGUUCGCCUUGAACCCCGUCCUUGGGCCCGCGGGAGAGAACUGCGGCACGCAGAUCUGGCCGGACUAUUACUAUUGUAUCGCGACAAGUUGA